Messenger RNA from Oppiella nova, 1154 nucleotides. NCBI's taxonomy places the organism in Eukaryota, Metazoa, Arthropoda, Arachnida, Sarcoptiformes, Oppiidae. The record is from the annotation of a GenBank genome assembly.
CAUGGGUUCAACCAUUGGCUGAGCGGGUGUUGUGAGCGCUCUAUCCGUGCAUUCGAUUGGUUCUCACAUUUGCCUCUCAUUUAAACGUUACGUGAACUCAGAAAUAGUGAGCAUUUGAGACACAAUAGACUCAAUCGACUCAUCCAUCCAUUCGUGUUGUCAUUGUCUCACACCUGCCAUUGGAUCCCAUUUUGUCACUCAUCUGAUCCCAUCUGUCAUCGAGUCUGCGGCCAAACGAUGGACUUGAAGAGUGAUGCGAUGGAGGGCACAGCCAAACAAGCGGUCGGCCAAAGUGGAGGAAGUGGUGCGAAGAGGUGGACACUGUCUGACUUCGAGAUCGGUCGCCCACUAGGGAAAGGCAAGUUCGGGAACGUCUAUCUCGCGCGCGAGAGGUCCAGCAAAUACAUAGUGGCCCUCAAAGUGAUGUUCAAAUCACAACUCAUUAAAAACAACGUUCAGCACCAACUGAGACGCGAGAUCGAGAUCCAGGCACACCUCAGACACCCCAAUAUACUCCGCCUCUACGGCUACUUCUACGACGAGACCCGAGUCUACCUGAUCCUGGAGUUCGCACCGAGAGGUGAACUCUACAAAGUGCUCCGCAAAGCCAACCAUUUCGAUGACAAACAGUCGGCCAAUUAUAUCCUGCAGAUGAUUGACGCCCUCGAGUGCUGUCACUCGCGGAAAGUGAUCCACAGAGACAUAAAGCCGGAGAACAUACUUCUCGGUUACAACGAGGAGCUGAAGAUCGCGGACUUCGGGUGGUCAGUGCACGCGCCCUCCUCACGACGGGCCACCAUGUGCGGCACUCUCGACUACUUGCCCCCCGAAAUGGUGUUGCAUAAGCCGUACGACUCGACGGUCGACUUGUGGUGCUUAGGAGUGCUGACGUAUGAGUUCCUGGUGGGAAAGCCUCCCUUCGAGAACGACGACACCAAACAGACCUACAGUCGUAUCGUUGAAGUGAAGUAUACAUUCCCGGACCACGUCUCACAACUGGCCCGCGAUUUCGUACAACGGCUCUUGCAGAAGAAGCCAUCGGACAGAAUGUCUCUGAAGGACGCGAAGACCCACUUAUGGAUCACUACUUUCACCAAAAGUAAAUCAAACAAUGAGAACGAGUGCUCAAUAAAUAACAACAAAUAGUAGCCGUC